AUGUAGCCCCUUGACAUUAGAUAUGCCAAAAUGUCAAUUGCAUUCUAUUUCUUUCAAAAAUCAAUCCUGUGUUUUGGCUUUUUCACAUAGCAUAGCAAAAUUGCAGUUUGGAGAUCCACCUCCCUUUAUGCAACCAUAUUCAAGUAACAAUAAAUGUGCUUCAUCAAUAAUUACUGUAACAACGUCAACAAUAUCUAUGUAUUCUUUUAGUCUUCCUAUACCUUCUGUAGAAAAUUAUUCUCCAGGAGACCCUUUACCUUCUCGUGAUACAAUCUCAUGGUUAACAGUAAUUAUAGUCUUCUUUACUGUUCUCUUAUUACUACUUAUAUUGAUACUACCACCAAUAAUAAUUAUCUGUAUUGAAAGAGAUUUUAUUACAUUUAUAUAUCACAAGCAGAAAAGAAAAGAUUUGGAGUACAAGGGUGUACAGGUCAAUCCUGAGUCAAAUAAGCCCAAUCAAAUAGAAUUGCAGAAUAGCAUUGUACAUUUAGAAGGCAUUUUUGGUGAACUAAUGAAAUCAAAAAUUGAUGUUAGAGGCUUAGUAUAUCACUGCAGCAGGACUGGUGUGACACUAAUUAUUCCAGAGGAAGCAGUGCAGCAGCCAACUACUGUAUGGUUUGGAGCAUGUCCAUUUAGUGAUAAAUUCAUGCUUGGUGAUUUUAUAUCAAUUACUCCCAUUGUAUGGGUACACAUUGAUCAAAAUUUAAUCAAGCCUGCAGAGCUUUAUCUACCUCAUUACAUCAACAUUGGGGCAAUGAUAGAGGAGCAAUUAGUUCAUAUGAUAGCUGGGGAUCAGAGCUUCAUGGAUCAAGGAAAAUUUGAAUUCACUGUUAGCAAUAAUGACAAAAUGGAAGUUAAUUCUGAUUUGUUUAAAGUGUGUUGUCACCAUUUUUGUUCUCACUGUGUUGCUAUGGAGAAAAAUGCAUAUAAAAGCUCACAAAAGCACUACAUGUUAGCAAUGGCAGAGAAACAAGAAGACAAAACAAAAUUUGUUGACUUCUGUUGCUUUCCCUGUCAAAUUGGAUGCAAACAGCUUGUAACAAAGCAGUAUGAAGACAUAGAUUUUAAAAUCAGUGACACAAAGAGUUUCAUGUUCAAUGAUGAAGGCGUCUUAUCUAUAGCAUUUGAUCCUGAUAAUAUCCCAGGAUGGGACAGAGAUCAAAAUGGAUUCCAAACUGAAGAGAUAUUAGAGUCUGAGGUUGAUUAUUUUAAAGUAAUGGGUUGUGAAGCUGGUAAUGUGACUAAAGAGAAUAUAGAAAUGCUUAAAAUGAUAGAAGACAUCCUUUCUUAUCCUCCUCGCUUUAGGUUUAAGUUUUCAUGCUUAAAUAAAGCCCUUGCUUUAGAUGCUAUGAAAGUGAAAGUUGUUUUCAGUGGAGCAAACAAAGCACUCCAAAUUAGCAUUACAUUGGAAAACCCAAAAGCAUUCAUAAGUGAAAAUUUAUCUACUUUACAAGGGACUCCUUUUUUAACUCCUAAUAUUACACCAGCAAAUGAUGCCAUAUUGAUGAACCUUUUGACUGUUACAGCUGAUGUCUUUCAUGAUGAUCAUCUUGGCAGUAAAUGGUUUGUUUUUGGUCUGAAACUUGGAUUAAGUGUCUCUCAACUACAUAAGAUUGAGUUACAAUACAGCAAUCCAAUUCAAUUUGCCAGAGAAUUGCUUCUUUUAUGGAGAACUCAAAACAAGUCAGCAUCAUGGGAGCCAGUAGCCGCUGCACUUAAGAGCAUUGAGCUUAAUUCUGUAGCUUUAAAGUUGGAGGGCCACUUUAGAGAACAAUGUCCAAUACCUACACUACCAAGUAGUGUGCUUGAAGCUGAACCUGGCCUUCCUGUACUAAAUAACCUAGUGGGUGCAAAGAUUGAAGACAAGUAUCACUUGUUUGGGAUCGCUGUUGGUCUAAAUGAAGGCUACCUGAGAGGCUUGGACAAAGACUAUGCAACAUGUCAAGAGAGAUUCCAUCAAGUAUUUUAUAAAUGGAGUCAGAUUAAUCCUGAUACUUUCAAAUGGAAAACAAUCAUUGAAGUAUUACAAUCAAAUACUAUCAAAGCUACUUCUGUAGCUGAAUGUGUUAUUGAGCAUUUAGUUAGCAUUCAGUAA
Amphimedon queenslandica is the source of this 2095-nucleotide messenger RNA. RefSeq lists its product as uncharacterized. The transcript is spliced from 6 exons. Lineage: Eukaryota; Metazoa; Porifera; Demospongiae; Haplosclerida; Niphatidae. The record is from RefSeq and is a predicted model, not a curated record. Gene Ontology annotation, biological process: signal transduction. Bases 23 to 2095 code for a protein of 690 amino acids. Gene Ontology annotation, molecular function: protein binding.